ACCGUCCUUCUCCCUCCCUCUCUCCCACUUUCUUUUUCUUAUUCUUUCAUGGAGGAGGAGGCCUCCUCUCCAGCUCCCCGGCCGGCAGAACCAGCCCCGGUGGUCGAAUCCGAUUGCCCGCCUUCCACGUCAUCAUCGAGACCUGUUGCCAGGAAACCCAGCAAGAAGAAGAAGACGAGGAAGACAGGGGCUUGCCCCGCUGAAGGUGGGCCUUCCGGAUCAUCCUCGUCACCUGCGCGCGCGGUAGCGUACAGGCGCCGGGCCCCUCGCUUGGCGCUUGGGAUAGCACGGAGGCAUGCUUCUGAGGCCGAGGCGAUCGCGCUUCCCCUCGGGAUGUCGCUGGCCGCAGUUGUUGCCCAGGUCCUUGAGAAGCAGGACGUGGCUAGAGAAAAGAUGUCUAUUGAUUAUAUCUCACAGAUUUGCACUUCCGCCGUCAGAGAAUCAUUAACCAAUGUUUUCGGCGAUAAAUUCUCAGGCUUUGCCGAUAACUUUGAGAAGUCUUUUGGGAGCACUUUAAGGACCCUUAGGCUGAUAAAUGAUUCAUCGUCUCAACGAGCUGUGGGAACUUCUUUCAGGAGGACGUUAAGGACCUUUGGACUGAUAAAUGAUUCAUCAUCUCAAACAGCUGCUGGAUCCCCGACUUUGGCGCAGGGCGGUUGCCCGGGCAAUUCUUGUAUCAGAGAUGAUUGUGAAGAGACAUUGCAAAACUUUGAGGAUGUUCAGGACAGUCAAUUGAAUUACCCAGAAAUCAGUUCACAUGUGCCCACAAAUCAGCUGGCCUGUGUUACUCGAAGCAAAUCGGGACCCAUUAUCCAACAGCCCAUGUACAGCACAUUCGAGAAAUCUGUCAUAGAGCAGACUCGGUCAAACAACCUCAAGACUUUGGAGCUUAGCCUCUCAAUAAAGAAGAUGAAGCUGAAAGAGGCAGAGCUUGCCCUAAGUUAUGAUGCUAACCACUUAGAGAGGUCAAAACUUGCAAUGGGCAUAUCGAAGGCUUCUUUUAAGUCUGAGAAGUUCAAGACUCAACUGAAGGACGUUAGGCAUGCAGAGCUUCUCAAGAAAUGUGCGGAUUGUCUUGUGGCGGGUUUGCUUUUCAUGUCAAUGGCACUUGCAUGUGGGGCCUAUGUUUUUUCAUACAAGAGGAUUUCUGAAGCUACUGCAUCAUGUGCUCCUCUAACACAGCAGUCCAAAUCUUGGUGGGUACCAGGGCCAGUGGCAUCAUUCAACUCUGGACUGGAUAUGCUCAAGUGCCAGAUCCAAGUCCUCAGCAGAAUGCUCUUCGGCAUUCUAAUGAUCCUUGCCAUUGCCUACUUGCUCCUUCAACGCUCUUCAUGUUCAAACCAGACAAUGCCCGUAACUUUUCUACUGCUCCUCUUGGGAGUCGCCUGUGGCUUUGCAGGGAAGCUCUGCGUUGACACUUUGGGAGGCAGCGGCUUCCACUGGCUGCUUGUUUGGGAGGUUCUAUGUUUGGUCCAUUUCUUCGCAAACAUGUUUACAUCGGUGCUGUUCCUAGUCCUCCAUGGCCCAGUGGAUGCAGCCCUUGAGCCCAAGGGACGAGCAGUAUUGAUUCCUUAUUGGACCCGGAGGAUCCUCUUUUAUGCCAUGGUCGUGCUGUUUCUCCCGCUAUUAUGCGGUCUCAUUCCCUUUGGAAGUGCCAGUGAGUGGAAGGACCACAUUUCUCGCAAAAUAGAGGGACUGUUUGUCAACGAUGAUGGGUUUAGUUGAUGCCGGACAUCGAAGGAGAGAGGAGUAUCCUAUUCAAAUUGGAACCAAAAUGAAGCAGAAUAAAUUGUCUCACAAGUGCGUGAUUUUAUGCGGUAUUUCCAUUUGGUUGUCUUUUAACUUAUGCCAAAGAUGGCCUUAUUGUAUUUUAUCCAUUAUGAGGCUUUGUGUUAAUAUGAAGUGUAUUUUAGGUCAAAAGUCCUAGUUUUGAAGAACAUUGAAGGAGAAAGGAGUGAAGGUUUUGAUGUUAUUGUAGAUUAAGUAGGAUUUGGGUUCUAUGUACUGAUUGUACACCAGUGUAUAAGAGGCGUGUACUUAUUUAAGUAGAUGAGUAUGCAAUGUCUUGUAUAAUUGUAUUUCGCAACAAAUGCUUCAGGUUUGGGCUGACUUGCUGGCAAAAAGAGUUUGCGGUUAAGAUUAA
Punica granatum (pomegranate) is the source of this 2143-nucleotide messenger RNA. The record is from RefSeq and is a predicted model, not a curated record. NCBI's taxonomy places the organism in Eukaryota, Viridiplantae, Streptophyta, Magnoliopsida, Myrtales, Lythraceae.